Messenger RNA from Condylostylus longicornis, 2107 nucleotides. RefSeq names its product probable cyclin-dependent serine/threonine-protein kinase DDB_G0292550. Gene Ontology annotation, biological process: negative regulation of transcription by RNA polymerase II; negative regulation of BMP signaling pathway. The transcript is spliced from 6 exons. Gene Ontology annotation, cellular component: nucleus; transcription regulator complex. Gene Ontology annotation, molecular function: SMAD binding; DNA-binding transcription factor activity, RNA polymerase II-specific; RNA polymerase II cis-regulatory region sequence-specific DNA binding. The record is from RefSeq and is a predicted model, not a curated record. Bases 122 to 2107 code for a protein of 661 amino acids. NCBI's taxonomy places the organism in Eukaryota, Metazoa, Arthropoda, Insecta, Diptera, Dolichopodidae.
AGGAUCAACAGCAACAUUACAAACUGCAUCGGUAGUAGCAGCAGCAGCAGCUGCUGCAGCAGCAGUUGCCGCAUCACAACAUCAACAUCAUUUAUUAAAACGUGUUAUUAAUUCAAAUAAAAUGCAACAAUCGGCGGCAACAAAUGCUACAUCAGUUGCAGUACCUGCUGCUUCUUCAAAUUCAACUGAUACAAAUAAUGCAUCAUCGUCUCAAAUUACAACAAAUAAUAAUAUUAAUAAUAUUUUUACUACAACUAAUGAGAAUUCAACAUCUUUAUUAAUUACAUCAAAUAAAACAAAAGAAAAAUUAUCAUUAAUAUCACCGAAAUCAUCUUCUUUGACACCAGCAGAAUUUAAUCCAAGUCAAUCAUCACAUACAAUUGGAUCACCGAAACCAAAUCAAGUUAGUACUGUCCUAUUAUAUGGUAUACCAAUUGUAUCAUUAUACAUUGAAUCACAAGAACGUUUAUGUUUAGCUCAAAUAUCAAAUACAUUAUUAAAACAAUUUAGUUAUAAUGAAAUACAUAAUCGUCGUGUUGCAUUAGGUAUAACAUGUGUUCAAUGUACACCAGUUCAAUUAGAAAUAUUACGAAGAGCUGGUGCUAUGCCAGUUAGUUCAAGACGUUGCGGUAUGAUAACAAGACGUGAGGCAGAACGUUUAUGUAAAUCAUUUUUAGGUGAUAAUUCACCGCCAAGAUUACCAGAUGAUUUUGCAUUUAAUGUACAUCAUGAAUGUGCAUGGGGUUGCCGAGGUUCAUUUUUACCAUCUAGAUAUAAUUCAUCUAGAGCUAAAUGUAUAAAGUGUAGUUAUUGCGGUUUAUUCUUUUCACCAAAUAAAUUUAUAUUUCAUUCACAUCGUAUUGGUCCAACUGACAAAUAUAUACAACCGGAUGCAGCAAAUUUUAACUCAUGGCGUCGUCAUAUGAAAUUAAGUGGUAAUCCAGCUGAAGAAAUAAUACAUGCAUGGGAAGAUGUUAAAGCAAUGUUUAAUGGUGGUACAAGAAAACGUUUAAUAUCAAAUGAAUCAUCAUCAAUAACAUCAUCAUCAAUAAUAUCAUCAUCAUCAUCUUCAUCAUCAACAAAUCAUAAUAGUAAUAAUAAUAACAGUAAUAAUAAUAAUCAUAGCUCACAUUUACACCACCAUCAUCCGCAUCAUCAUUCACAUCAUCACAAUAAUUUACUUCAUCAUCAUCAUCAUUCACAUAAUUCGCAUCAACAUCAGCAACAACAACAACAAAAUCAUUUACACAACAAUCAUCCGUUAUUGCAAUCAAAUAAUCCACUACGUAUUAUAUCGGCUGGGUCAUCAACACCAUCAUCAUCAAUAUCACAAAGUGGUCAAACAAUAUCAAUGAAAAGUAAUACUCAUCUAAACGUCUUCGUGAUUAUAAUAAUGAUGCAAUAUCCUCAAAUAUUAUUCCAAUACAAUAACAAUAAUUUACAUUCAACUCCACAUCAUCACCAUCAACAAAAUCAUUUACACCAUCAUUCGACACAUAUUGAGCCAUCUACAAUACCAUCAAUAAUUGGGAAUGUUGAUUUAAUUUCUGGUACCGGAAAUAAUUCUUUAACCUCAUCAAAUCUAAAUACACCACCAACAAUUGGUAGUUCAAAUACAAAUUUAAAUAAUGCAAGUGGAAUUACUGGUAACACUCACAAUCAUAUGACAUUACCUAAUGAUAUUGCAAUACCAUUUUCGAGAAAUUUUGUUAUGGAUUAUAUGUGGCAUGCACAAAACAAAUUUCAAUUUUCUAAUUAUUCAUUACCGUGGAUCAAAAGACCAGGAUCACUUUUUAAUAGCAAUGCAAAUAGUGAAAGGGAUUUAUUAAAUUUAAGUGAAACAAAUUUUAAUGAUGAAAAAUUACGUUCAAAUUCGACUCAAAUAAAUUGCAACAGUAACAAUAAUAGUAAUAAUAUAAAUAACAAUAAUAAUAAUAAUGGUAAUAUUGCAAAAAUAAAUGAUACUAUUGUAACUAAUUUACAAAAAUAUAAUAAUAAUAGCAUUAAUAGCGAUUUAAUAUCAAAUUUUUAUAAAAAAUCAGCCUUUAAACCAGUUCAAAAUUCAAUAAAUCAUUAUAAAAAAUCACUAUCGUCAGCUGAUCCUUAA